Ostreococcus lucimarinus CCE9901 is the source of this 1243-nucleotide messenger RNA. RefSeq lists its product with no specific name. The transcript has a single exon. Gene Ontology annotation, molecular function: protein binding. Bases 110 to 1243 code for a protein of 377 amino acids. The record is from RefSeq and is a predicted model, not a curated record. NCBI's taxonomy places the organism in Eukaryota, Viridiplantae, Chlorophyta, Mamiellophyceae, Mamiellales, Bathycoccaceae.
CGCGACGCGCGCGCGCGACGCGAGCCGCGAGGACGGACGCGCGGGACGCGGCGCGCGGCGCGGGACGGACGCGGGACGCGGGACGCGCGCGCGGCCGGACGCGCGCGAGAUGGUGCUCGCGGAAUCAUCGACGACGACGACGACGACGACGACGGCGACGACGCGACGACGCGCGCGCGGACGCGGCGCGAAAAUCGUCCUGGCGUGCGCGUGCGCGAUCGUCGUCGCGGUGCGCGCGCGCGCGUGCGAGGCGAAUUUCGGGUGGAACGGGGAGAGCGACGCGGCGACGGCGGCGGACGGCGAGACGGCGACGGCGAACGUCGUCGCGGACGCGAAGAGGGAGGAGGUGCCCGUGGACGUGGAAUCGGUCGAAUCGGUGAUCAAGGAAAAGAAGCGACGGAAGAAGUCGGUGAAGAAGGCGGCGAAGAAGCCGGUCGAGGAGGAGGAAUUUAAGCCGUACGAUCCCGAGCUCGGCGAAGGCGAGAGCGCGAUCGGUUCGAUACACGAGGCGAUCGAUGACGACGAUAUGGAGGAGCUCGAAGAUUUGUUGAGAUGGAAGCCGAAUUUGAGAGAGAAGUGUCAAAAGUUGGGAGAGACGCGGCAUUACGUGCCGAUCAUGAAGGCGGCGUUCUUAGGAAACGCGCGAGCGAUGGAUUUGUUGAUCGAUUACGGCGCCAACGUAAACGAGAUUGACGCGAUCGGGUACACCGUGCUCAUGCGUUCGGUGUUAUCCAAGUGCGCGGAGUGCGUACGGAUCUUGGUCGAGGCCGGAGCUGUGGUCAAUUACGUGCAAAAGACACCGAUGAUGGACUUGGGGCUAUCGGCGCAAAAGCUCGCCAUGCUGAUGGGCGAACGCGAGAUCGCCGAGAUACUAAGGAAUGCCGGCGCGGAUGAAUUGGAAACCGGGGCGGAGAAGAAGCGCCGGCUGCAAAAGGAGGGUGCGGAGCGAUUCAAGGAACACGUCGAGGCGCAAGGCAUCGACGUAGAUAUCGACAAAUUGCUGAAUACGACGGUGGACGACUUGAACGUCAAAAACUCGCAAAGCGGCGACGUCGUGGUCAACGUCAACGGCACGAACGCUACAAUGACGCACGAUGAGACGAAAGAUUAUCGCAAUCUCGAAGAGAAGAUCGCACAGGCAAAGCUGAAGGCGGAGGCGGAGGCGCGAGCGAAAGAGGCGUGCGCCUCCGACGCCGGCGACGGCUCGUGCGCGUUCGAUCCCACCACCAAAGACGAGCUCUAA